Centropristis striata (black sea bass) is the source of this 3120-nucleotide messenger RNA. RefSeq names its product GTPase IMAP family member 8-like. The record is from RefSeq and is a predicted model, not a curated record. NCBI's taxonomy places the organism in Eukaryota, Metazoa, Chordata, Actinopteri, Perciformes, Serranidae. Gene Ontology annotation, molecular function: GTP binding. Bases 1 to 3120 code for a protein of 1039 amino acids. The transcript has 4 exons.
AUGCUUAAUAUAAGACAUUUAAAGUUAAAGAUCCUCCUCACCACCUACAAAGCCCUAAACAACCUUGCCCCUUCAUACCUGACAGAUCUCCUCCAUCGCCCCAUUCACCCCCACCGAACACGCUCCUCUGACGCCAACACCCUCACCACCCUCACCACCAUCACCAGGACCAAAUACCGCACCAUAGGGGACAGAGCUUUUGCCAUUGCUGCCCCUACCGUCUUGAACUCCAUCCCCCUGGCCAUCCGAAACUCCGACUCACUGCCGUCUUUCAAAAUGUCUGAGCUGAGAGUUGUUCUGCUGGGGAACAGCUGGUCUGAGAGGAGUUCAGUGGGGAACUUACUGAAAGAGACUGGUUUCAACAUUGAGGAAGAACUAGAUCGCUGUCUUACAGUCAGAGGACCGUUGGGGAAGAAAGAAAUGGUUCUCAUCAACACUCCAGAUCUGCUCCAUCCCAACAUCUCUGAACACAAACUGACAGACCAUGUAGAAAACUGUGUGAGACUCUGUGAUCCUGGACCUCAUGUGUUCCUGCUGGUUCUACAGACUGAAGACUUCACUGAGGAACAAAAACUGAGACUCUGCAGAGUCCUUCAACUCUUUGGUGAUCAAUCAUUUGAUCAUUCAUUGGUUCUGAUAUCGACACCUCAAGAACAGAGUCCGGGUUUCAUGGAAAAUUCUAUGCAACAUCCCCCCUUAAAAGAUAUAAUCAGAAUGUGUCAAUACAGGUUUUUGUGGCAGAAGAACCUUGAACGCCCAGAGCUGUUAACACGCUUGGGUCAAAUUGUAAAAGAGAACAAUGGAAAGCAUGUGAGUUGUUGUGACGUUAUCAUGAGACCAAAGUCUGAACACAUGAAACCAGCUCUAAACGUGGUUCUGUGUGGGAGGAGAGGAGCAGGGAAGACCUCAGCAGCCAAGGCCAUUUUAGGUCAGACAGAGCUUCAUUCAGUCUCCAGCUCAGAGUGUGUUAAACAUCAGGGAGAGGUGUGUGGACGUUGGGUUUCCCUGGUGGAGCUGCCUGCAUUGAAUGGAAAACCUCAGGAGGAAGUGAUGGAGGAAUCAAUCAGGUGUAUCUCCCUCUGUGAUCCUGAGGGCGUCCAUGCCUUCAUCCUGGUCCUUCCUGUGGGUCCCCUCACUGAUGAAGACAAGGGAGAGUUUGAGACCAUCCAGAACACUUUCAGCUCUCGAGUCAAUGACUUCACCAUGAUUCUGUUCACUGUGGAGUCAGAUCCUACAGCUCCAGAUGUUGUUAACAUUAUAAAGAAAGAUAAUGGCAUCCAGGAGCUCCGUCAGAGCUGUGGAGGAAGACAGUUUGUCCUCAACAUCAGGGACCAGCAGCAGAUCCCAGAGCUGUUGGAUGCUGUAGAAAAGAUGAGAGUUGAAGGAUCCAGAUGCUUCACAAUGAAGAUGUUCACCAAGGCUCAAGUGGAGAAGGUUACAAGACUUAGAGCCGAACUGCAGGAUGUGAAACAGAGUGUAAUAGGAGGAGAUGAUCAACAUCAGAGCAGCGAGCCUCUCAGGAUAGUGCUGAUUGGAAAGACUGGCAAUGGUAAGAGUGCGACUGGAAACACCAUUUUGGGCAAAGAACACUUUCAAUCUAAGGUCAGCAUCAGUUCAGUCACCAAGUUUUGCGAGAAAGCAACUGGAGAGAUUGAUGGGCGGCCUGUAGCUGUGGUCGACACUCCCGGCUUGUUCGACACAAAUCUAUCCAAUGAUGACGUUCAACAGGAGCUGGUGAAAUGCAUCAGCAUGUUGUCUCCUGGACCUCAUGUGUUCCUACUGGUGCUGCGGAUUGAUCGCUUCACACAAGAGGAAAAAGACUCUGUGGAACUGAUCAAGAAAUGCUUCGGCAAGAAUUCAGGAGAUUUUAUCAUCAUUAUAUUCACCAGAGGAGAUAACCUGAAGAAUCAAACAUUUGAGAGUUACAUAAAAGAAGACCAUAUAGGCUAUUUGACAAAACUGAUACAUGACUGUGGAGAAAGAUAUCAGGUCUUCAAUAACAACAAUCAGACAGACCGCACACAAGUCAGGGAACUGAUGAAGAUGUCCUACAAGAUGCUGAAGGAAAAUGGCGACAGCUUCUACACCUCAGAGAUGUUUCAAGAGGCCGAGGAAGCCAUACAGAAGGAGGUGGACAGGAUCCUGAAGGAGAAAGAAGAAGAAAUGCAGAAACAGAAGGAGGAGCUGCAAAGGAAACAUGAGGAGGAAAUGGAAGCAGUGAAGAGAAGAAUGGAACAACAAAGGUCAGAAAUUGAACAAGAGAGAGCCAGACAACUUAAAGAAAUGGAGAAUAACAUCAACAAGGAGCGUGAGGAGAGAAAGAAAGAACUGGAAAAGAGAAAAGAAGAAAAAAGAGACAAGCAAAGCCAGGAAGAACUUCAACAACAAGAGUGGGAGCAAAAACUUGCAGCUCUGGAAAAAAAAAUAAAGUCAGAAUCAAAGGAGAAGGAAACCAUUGAUAGAGAGUUGGAGCAGAGCAAAGAAGAGCUUAGAAAGCAACGAGAGGACUGGGAAAAGAAACAAAAAGAAUGGUGGGACAAACGAAAUCAAGAAGAUGAUCAGAAACGACAGGAGGAGAAAAGAAGAAUAACAAAGCUACAAGAAGAAUACGAGCAGGAAAGAGACAAACAUGAAAAGAAAAGAAAAGAAGAAGAUCGAAUCAGAAGGGAACAGGAGGAGAAGGAGAGAAAAGAUCUGGAGGAAAACUAUAAGAAGAAACUGGAGGAAAUGAAGAAGAAAUAUGAAGAGGAGGCCAGAAAACAAGCUGAAGAGUUCAACGAGUUCAGAAGGAAAUACACCAAGGACUUUGAAGCUUUGGUCGAAAAGCACAUGGAAGAAAUCCAGGAAUUGAAGCAAAAGCAUGUUGGCAGACUGGCUGACACUCCUCAGGCUGCUGCAACAGGCCCGAACCAGCCGGAGAAUGUGGACAAUGUGUGUGCUGCCUGGCUGCAGGGCGCUGAUCUCAGAACUUCUGCACCUUUCGGGGACAUGUGUCACAAUCUGCAGAGUUCAGCAGAGAACCGAACUCUGCAGCUGAAAGUAAGUCCUUACAAGGACACGAUGGAGAGCAGCAGGAGGGGGCGGGGUCACACCUGUGAGGACGCAGGCCACGCCCCCUGA